Messenger RNA from Pteronotus mesoamericanus, 801 nucleotides. It is a transcript of the gene REC114, whose product is annotated as REC114 meiotic recombination protein. The transcript has 6 exons. NCBI's taxonomy places the organism in Eukaryota, Metazoa, Chordata, Mammalia, Chiroptera, Mormoopidae. The coding region runs from base 1 to 801 and encodes 266 amino acids. The record is from RefSeq and is a predicted model, not a curated record.
AUGGCGGAGGCGGGAAAAAAGCAGGCGGGCGUCGGGCUGCCGGGUGGAGACGCUGCUCAGUGGCCUCUGCAGCGGUAUGGUCGUUUCAUCCUCUUGGGCGCGGGAAAGCCACCUAGGCCUGGCCUGGAAGCUGGGAUGGCCUCUUCCCCUACGUGGAAGGUUUUUGACUCCAGUGAAGAAUCUGGGUAUCUCCUUCUCACCAUAGUUAUAUCAGGUCAUUUCUUCAUUUCCCAAGGACAAACACUUCUGGAAGGGUUUUCACUCAUUGGUAGCAAGAACUGGUUGAAGAUUGUAAGACGCAUGGAUUGUCUGUUGUUUGGAACAACAAUAAAGGACAAGAGUCGCAUGUUCCGGGUGCAGUUUAGUGGAGAGUCCAAGCAGCAGGCACUGGAGCACUGUGACAGCUGCGUGCAGAGCCUGGCCCAAUACGUGACUGUUCAGGUGCCUGAGGGAAGCAGCCAGGAUCUGCGGCCGUGCCCGGGUCCGCUGCGGGCAGCGGAGCGCCGCCGAGGCGAGGGCUGCGCGUGGGGCGUCCCGCUGCUGCAUGGGUCACACCAGGAGCCAGAGCAGCAGCUGCGUGUGCCAGCCGUCGGAGACCCUCCAGGAGGAAGGACCUCGGUGACCCAGUUAGCUCAGUCUCUCCUGGUACCAGAGCAGCUGCCGCUUGUCUAUGAACAAUCUGCGUGGAAUACGGAAGAGUUAGGCCCCUUUCUCCGCCUCUGCCUCAUGGAUCAGAGCUUCCCAGCAUUUGUGGAACAGGUGGAAAAGGAAUUAAAAAAACUGACAGGACUGAGAAAUUAA